AUGGCGUCCAGUAUCGAAUUAAACCUUGAACACCAAGAACUAGUGUUUCGUUCAGGAGAAAGGAUUCGUGGUGCUCUGGUAGUACAUUUACAGAAUCCGGUAACAAUAUCAGGUGUUGAACUAAGGUUUAAGGGUAAUGCUAGAGCUAAAUGGAGAGAACAUGCUCAUGAAGGGUUAAGAAGAACUGAGGUAGAGCACGAAAAAGAGGAAAUUUAUUUUGAUGACAGAUUCUGUUUAUGGGGAACAGUUACAGAUGAAGGUGGUUGGGUGAGUCGAGAAGUGCUAAAAAGAGGGCGCCAUUUAUUUCCAUUCCAGUAUAAACUACCAGAAAGUAUACCCUGUUCAUUUGAAGGUCCCGAAGCCAGUGUCAGAUAUACUGUGUUGGGUAUCGUUCUCAGAACAUCUGGUGAUAAUUUAACAACUCAAAAACAUUUUACUGUUCUUCGCGAGUUAGAUACCAAACGAGAUGCCGAAAAACGAACCCCAUCGCCUAGACAUGCCCUAGAAGACCAUGCUGAAAGAUCUUUUAGUUCAGUCUGUUGUCGUCCUGGUAGAGUUACCUGUUCCUUAUCUGUUAUAAAACGUGCCUAUGUGCCAGGGGAAACCAUUCAUAUAGAUGUACAACUUCACAACAUGUCAAUGAGAAAAUCCGGCCACUGUGAUAUUCAACUGAAACAGUUGUUAACAUACGGGGAUACAUAUACUGCAGCAGUAGUUUUAGAGGAGGUAGAAUUGACAGAUGCAAUGAGACCUGGUCAACGUCGUCAUUGGAAAGAUUUCUCUAUACAUAUACCACCGACUUGUCCUUCUAGAUUGUCAAAAUGUCGAGUUAUUGAUGUUAGAUAUUGUGUAGCGUUGGAAGCUCAUUUCCCUGAUGCUAUUUUAUAUGCUGCUGUUCCAGUUACUAUUACUACAAUACCAGAAAAGGGAGUUAUACCUGUGAAAUGGAGCUAUCAAGAGCAUCAAUGUCACACAAACCACGAAAAUGGAAUUUUAUCAGAUAAAGACAAUAUUUGUAAAUUCAGACCGAAAUAUAAAUACUACGACGAAUUACGUGAUGUAAGAAGAGAAAAACAUUAUAUUCUAAAACUACGACAGAGUCCAAGUAUACGACGAAAACAGCUAAUAGAAAAGGCCGAACUUUCAGUGACUAGUAAAACCGACACAAGUUGUGAAGUUGUUGGUGAUUCUCAUGCUUGA
Lottia gigantea (owl limpet) is the source of this 1200-nucleotide messenger RNA. RefSeq lists its product as hypothetical. NCBI's taxonomy places the organism in Eukaryota, Metazoa, Mollusca, Gastropoda, Lottiidae. Gene Ontology annotation, biological process: protein transport. Bases 1 to 1200 code for a protein of 399 amino acids. Gene Ontology annotation, cellular component: cytoplasm. The record is from RefSeq and is a predicted model, not a curated record. The transcript has 7 exons.